AUGGUACGUUUGGGUGUUUUGGUUUUUUGUGCGUUCAUUGAAACGCAUGAUUUAGGUUCAUUAGCCGGUUUAGAAGAAGAGGCUCAGGAUCCGGAUUACUAUUAUCUGGUGGCACCACGUUAUCGUCCAAGUGUGGAACCCGAGGGAUAUAGUACACGUUGCAAUUGGUCGGUCUUGAAGUUCCCUUUUGGAGGCUUUUGUAGUAGUCAGAAUUUAGCUGACUUUUUACAGGAGGCUUGGGAGAAUGUAUUUAUCGAAUGUGGUAGCACCUUAGAUGACAAACUUUACUCCUCAGGAAGGUUCUAUUCUUAUCUGGAUAGUGUUACCUACCAUAUGCAAGUCGCUAUUAUGAAAAUGGUUGUUGGCGAACAUGAAAAUUCUGAUCCUUUCUCAACUUUCCGUAUACGAGACCUUCGUGUCUGGGAAUUAAGGAACCUUCAAAACUUCCAGAAAUCCGUCAUCAAACGCAUCAAUCGACUUAGACUAUCCCCCAUGAAGAACCCCGUCAAAAAAAAUCCCUCUACUGAAGUCAUACACGCUGCUGACACCAACCUUGCCAUCAACCAUGCCACCAACCAUGCCAGCACACAUGCCAGCACACAUGCCAGCACACAUGCCAGCAACCAUGCCAGCACACAUGCCAGCAACCAUGCCAGCACACAUGCCAGCAACCAUGCCAGCAACCAUGCCAGCAACCAUGCCAGCAACCAUGCCAGCAAAACCAUUGAAUUCCUAGACUUCAUGGGUAACCGCUUCGAGGCCCUGCUGAUCUGGGAACCCCACAACGACCCUAGUUGGCUAGGCGCCCUCGCGCAAAAGAUUCUCCCCGGCUAUAGUCCAAAACAUUUAUGCAUCCACAAAGUCCCGCGACGAAAAAGGAUACCUCAAGAUGACCAAUACAAUACAUGCCCGCACGAGCGCGAGGAUCAACACCAUCGACACCUCAACAUGACCGCAGGACACCUCCACAUGACCGUCGGAAACCUCAAGAUGACCGUCGGAAACCUCAAGAUGACCGUCGGAAACCUCAAGAUGACCGUCGGAAACCUCAAGAUGACCGUCGGAAACCUCAAGACGACCGUAGGCAACCUCAAGACGACCGUCGGAAACCUCAAGACGACCGUAGGCAACCUCAAGACGACCGUAGGCAACCUCAAGAGGAUCAACAUAGGAAAUGUGAGCACGACCGACAACAGGACCGACAGCACGAGAGAGACUGGCAGGACGAGUGGCACGACGGCUGGGAGAACGCACACCGCAGGUCACGUCAGGGCCGGCUCUCUCGAAAGGGGAGUUGGUGGGGACAUGAUAGUUGGCUUCGAGACCUGA
Messenger RNA from Gregarina niphandrodes, 1329 nucleotides. RefSeq lists its product as hypothetical. The record is from RefSeq and is a predicted model, not a curated record. The coding region runs from base 1 to 1329 and encodes 442 amino acids. The transcript has 2 exons. NCBI's taxonomy places the organism in Eukaryota, Apicomplexa, Conoidasida, Eugregarinorida, Gregarinidae.